This is a messenger RNA of Naumovozyma dairenensis CBS 421, 1749 nucleotides long. It is a transcript of the gene DAK1, whose product is annotated as dihydroxyacetone kinase. Gene Ontology annotation, biological process: glycerol catabolic process. Bases 1 to 1749 code for a protein of 582 amino acids. The transcript has a single exon. Gene Ontology annotation, molecular function: ATP binding; glycerone kinase activity. Lineage: Eukaryota; Fungi; Ascomycota; Saccharomycetes; Saccharomycetales; Saccharomycetaceae. Gene Ontology annotation, cellular component: cytosol. The record is from RefSeq and is a predicted model, not a curated record.
AUGAAGUCUUUCGAAGUAUCAGACCCUAUCACAUCAAGUCUCAAGGGAUUUGUCCUAGCCAAUCCCUCAAUCACAUUAGUCCCAGAAGAAAAAUUCCUGUAUAGAACAACAGACAAGAAUAAAAUCGCAUUGAUUUCAGGUGGUGGGAGUGGUCAUGAACCUACACAUGCUGGUUUUAUUGGUGAAGGAAUGUUAAGUGGUGCUGUCUGUGGUGACGUUUUUGCUUCUCCUUCCACGAAGCAAAUAUUGAAUGGUAUACAAUUGAUUGCUGAAAAUUCUAAAGGUGUUCUCUUAAUUGUCAAGAACUAUACUGGUGACGUCCUACAUUUCGGUUUAUCUGCUGAAAGGGCAAGAGCAUUGGGAAUUGACUGUCGUGUCGUCGUUGUAGGCGAAGAUGUCGCCGUUGGGAGAGAGAAAGGUGGGAUGGUUGGAAGAAGAGCAUUAGCAGGUACAGUUUUAGUCCAUAAGAUUGUAGGUGCCUUUGCAGAAAAGUAUUCGGAAAAGUAUGGUUUAGAUGGUACUGAAAGUGUGGCAUAUAUUGUCAAUGAUGCCAUGGUUACCAUUGGUUCGUCAUUGGAUCACUGCAAAGUUCCAGGUAGAAAAUUCGAAAGUGAAUUAAAUGAAAAACAAAUGGAAUUAGGUAUGGGUAUCCAUAAUGAGCCUGGUGUUAAAGUCUUAGAACCAAUUCCAUCAACCGAAGAUCUAAUUUCUAAUCACAUGUUGCCCAAAUUGUUAGAUUCCACGGAUAAGGAUAGAGCAUUCGUUGAUUUCAAGAAAGACGAUGAAGUCGUCUUAUUAAUCAACAAUCUAGGGGGAGUUUCUAACUUGAUCAUUUCAUCCAUUGCAUCCAUUACCACUGAUUUCUUAGCUGAACAGUAUAAUAUCAAGCCUGUCAAAACUAUUGUUGGUACUGUAAUGACUUCAUUCAAUGGUAAUGGAUUCAGUAUAACUUUAUUGAAUGCUUCUAAAGUUAAUAAGGAGUUAUCUUCUAAGUUUUCUGAAGUUACUUCAGUCAUUAAUCUAUUAAAUGACUUUACGGAUGCUCCUGGUUGGCCAAUUGCUGAUUUCGAAAAUAAGAUGGCACCAUCUGUUAACCAUGAGAUCUUACAUAAUGAUGUUAAAGUUAAAGAAGUUGGUACAUACGAUUAUGAAUCGUUUUCUAAAUGGAUGAAAGCCGGUGCUGAACAAAUUAUAAAGAGUGAACCACAUAUUACCAAAUUGGAUUCUCAAGUUGGUGAUGGUGAUUGUGGCUACACGUUGGUAGCCGGUGUCAACGGCAUAACCGAGAACCUAGAUAAAUUAUCCAAGACCUCUUUAUCUGUUGCCACAGCUCAAAUCUCGGAUAUUAUUGAAGGCUCUAUGGGUGGUACAUCUGGUGGUUUAUAUUCGAUUUUAAUUUCUGGAUUUUCUCAUGGAUUAAUUCAAGUAUUGAAGAAUAAAGGUGAUCCAGUCACAGCAGAAGCUACCGCUGAAGCGUUCGAAAUUGCACUAGAAACUUUAUUCAAAUAUACAAAGGCAAGGAAGGGCUCAUCUACUUUGGUUGAUGCGUUGGCGCCAUUCAUCGAAGAAUUUGCCAAGUCAAAAGACUUCAAGAAAGCCGUUCAAGCGGCAGCUGAAGGUGCCAAAUCCACAGGAACUUUUGAGGCCAAAUUCGGCAGAGCUUCCUAUGUUGGUGAUUCUUCUAAUGUUGCCGAUCCAGGUGCUGUGGGUUUUACUGAAUUCUUGAAAGGUAUUGAAUCUGCAUUCUAG